AUGUCUGGAUCGAUAUGGGAUAUAGGGGAAUUAGUUAAGGAAGAAGAUAUUCCAUACGAACAAGAAUUAGCGAAAAAUCCUAAUGAUUUAUCAAAUUGGUUGAGAUAUUACAGAUUUAAAUCAUCGGCAUCAUCAUGUACAUUUCGAAGCAGAGUAUUCAUUUUAGAGAGAGCAGUUAAACAACUUCCAAGAUCAUACAAGUUAUGGAUGUUGUAUAUCGACAUAGUUUUGCAAGAAAUGCAGAACUCGAAUAGCUAUAAGAGUAAAUCUGAGAUAGUUCAAGUGAAUGUGAUAUUCGAAAGAUCGCUACAAUUACUCAACAGAGCACCAAUGUUAUGGAUUAAAUAUCUUGAUUUUCUAGUUGAGAAACAACCUUAUGAAAUAACAUUGCUAAGAAGAAAGUUCAACGAAUGUUUAUAUAACUUGCCAAUAAGUCAACAUCAUUUAAUAUGGCCAUUGUAUAUUCGAUUUGCAGAUGAUGUUGGAGGGAUGACAGGAGUCAAGGUUUACUUGAAGUAUUUGCAAUAUGCUACUCCCGAGUCACUUCAAGGAUUAAAUAAUGAGCAAGAGGGUGAACUAGGAAUAACUGUAGAUGACAUAAUUUCGAAGUUGAUAGAGUUUGGUGAUGUUAAAGAGGCAUCCAACUUAUUCCAGCAUAUUUUACAGCAUACUGAUAAGUUUAUUGGAUUAUCUAAGUCACCAUUACAGUUGUGGGUUGAAUAUAUCGACUUGCUAGUAAACUCCGUUUCAAAAAAUAAACGAGGUACUGUCAAUUAUAAUGAACUUGACUACUUCUUUGAAAAAUUAAUCAAGGAUGGAUUACAAAAAUUUCCAGACCAAAUAGGUAAGUUUUACUUAAAAUUGACAUUUUAUUUUAUCAAGCGUAAGAAUCUUUUUAAGGCUAGAUAUUAUUUUGAUGAAGGGUUGAAAACAUGUGUUUCAGUUAAAGAUUUUACUAUGAUAUUCGAUUCAUACACUGAAUUCGAAGAAAACAUUUUAUCCAAUAUGAGUGAAAAACUAGAAAGACUAGGUGAAGAUAGUGAUUUAAAUAAUGAGUUGGAUAUGAGAAUGAUUGCUUUUGAAAAAUUAAUAAAUGAUAGACCACAUUUAUUGAAUGACAUGAUGUUAAGACAAGAUGUGAAUAAUUUGGAUGAAUGGUUUAAAAAAAUAGAACUUUUCAAGGAGGAAAAAAAUAUCAACAUGAUGCUUGAUACUUACGCAGCUGCAUUGAGAACCAUUAAUCCUUUGAAAGCUCAUUCUUUCUCCAAUAAUAAAGAAAACACCUUGCCUAACCUAUGGGUUAAUUACGCAAAUGUUUACGCUUCACAGAAUGAUGUAAAGACAGCAAACCUUAUUUUCUCAAAAUCUGUAAAAUCCCAAUUUCAAUCACCAGAUGAUCUUGCAACUUUAUAUAUUGAAUGGAGUGAACUCUUCGUGAAACAUAACGACGAUAAGAAAGCUAUUGAAAUUAUUGAGAAUAUAUGUACUUCAGAACUUGUCAAGUUUGAUUACAGUGAUCCUUCUAUUGAUAUUCAUAUAAGAGUUCGUAAGUCCAUUAAAAUAUGGUCAUUUUAUUUGGAUUUAUUAGAGUCAAUGAUAGAGAACAAUAAUCAGACUGAUGAGAUUGAAAAGGUUAUCAAUGCAUAUAAUAAAACAAUUGAACUCAAAAUUGCUACUCCCUUAACUAUAAUUAAUUUUGCAAAUUUUUUGGAAGAUUGGAAUUUUUACGAACGGUCAUUCUCUGUUUAUGAAAUUGGAUUGAAGAUAUUUAAAGAUACCAAGAUUAAAUUCGAAAUUUGGAAUAUAUACCUUUCGAAGAUAAUAAAACACGAUGUAAAUAUUGAGAGAAUUAGAGAUUUAUUCGAACAAUGCUUAAACGAAUCCUCUAUAGAGGGUUAUAAGGGAUGCCCUGCCAACUUAAGCAAAUCUGUAUAUUUGUUAUACUCUCAAUAUGAGCAAAGUAAAGGGUGGAUUACCAAAUCAAUUAAAAUAUUACAACAAGGAUUGAGUAAAUUGGAAGAUGGUUAUAAACAGGACUCCUAUACAAAGACAGAAAAGGAUACCAUACUUCAAGACAAGUUUGACAUUUAUCAAAUUUUGAUAUCUAAAGUUCUCAAGCUUAAUGACUCUAAUGAGACUAGAAAGAUUUAUGAGCAAUCACUCAAAGACACCCAAUUACCAUUGCCUAGUUUGAUUCAAUUAGCAAGGGAAUUUAUCAACUUUGAAACUGAGCUAAUGGAAUUUAAUCGGGUCAGAUCUUUAUUUAAAUUUGUGUGUCAAUUAUCUAACCCUCAAAGUCCUUUGUUAGAACCAGUAUGGAAUACCUGGGAAACAUUUGAAUUAAGCCACGGUACUGAAUCUACCUUCAAAGAUAUGCUUAGAUAUAAGAGAAAAAUUGUCACAGAAUUUGAAAAUGAUGUUAUCUUGAGGAAUUCUUUGAACCCAAUGGGAUUUGUAAAGUCCUCUGAGGGACCCAAAGUAUCCUCCAUUAACAUGUCUGAGUCUAAGGAAGAAAUUAAUCCCGAUUCUAUAGAAUUAGAUAUGGAUAUGUAA
Molecule: messenger RNA, 2553 nt
Organism: Debaryomyces fabryi
Lineage: Eukaryota; Fungi; Ascomycota; Pichiomycetes; Serinales; Debaryomycetaceae
Product: mRNA splicing protein
Exons: 1
Coding region: 1-2553 (850 amino acids)
Biological process (GO): mRNA splicing, via spliceosome; generation of catalytic spliceosome for first transesterification step
Cellular component (GO): post-mRNA release spliceosomal complex; U2-type catalytic step 2 spliceosome; Prp19 complex
Molecular function (GO): protein binding
Source: RefSeq, a predicted model, not a curated record